AUGGCACUUGGCCGCUUCGAGGACGACCUUCAGUUUCUGAAGCCUAAUCCCGAAAAUCGCUCGUUUACAGUACUCGAGCGGAAGUCGGCCCCAACCGCCGAAUUCUCGACGACGUCCGCCUUCGAGCUGCCCGGCAAUUGUCGCAAGGACCCGACGAGGCUCUCUGAGACAGCAAUCGGAGAAGAACUCGGCGACAUGCCGGAGAUGGCCGAAAUUGAGGACGACGUCAUCGUCGACGUGGCCGAGGAGGGCGAGCUGGACGAUGAGGAUGACGACGAUUUCUCCGAUUAUGAAGACGAGGAGAUGGAGGACGAGGCGGAGACGAGCGAGACUCGGCAAGGACAGGCU
Messenger RNA from Mesorhabditis spiculigera, 348 nucleotides. NCBI's taxonomy places the organism in Eukaryota, Metazoa, Nematoda, Chromadorea, Rhabditida, Rhabditidae. The record is from the annotation of a GenBank genome assembly.